Messenger RNA from Arachis duranensis, 821 nucleotides. RefSeq lists its product as uncharacterized. Bases 234 to 542 code for a protein of 102 amino acids. NCBI's taxonomy places the organism in Eukaryota, Viridiplantae, Streptophyta, Magnoliopsida, Fabales, Fabaceae. The record is from RefSeq and is a predicted model, not a curated record. Gene Ontology annotation, cellular component: endomembrane system. The transcript is spliced from 2 exons.
UAGAAUAACUCAACGGAGUUAAUUAAUUAACAUUGCCACACAAGUCUCGAUUCGCACACUCGCACCCAUUCUUGAACACCAAGCGAAAGCUGAAUUUCAACCCACCGCUUCUUCUUCUUCUUCUUCGUUCAAAGUCACAAAACGCCAACGAAGACAGCGAUCUGACUGACCAAGAACACCGAACAAUUAUAUACUUAGAAAUCUUCUUGCAAAACAAAGGGCAAAAACAGAAAAUGUAUGUGGAUCACGCGUUUUCGAUCUCGGACGAGGACAUGAUGAUGGGUACCUCGUACACUGUGAAUAACAAGCCCCCAAUUAAGGAGAUCUCACUCGCUGUCGCUCUUCUUGUUUUUGGAACCCUUGGAAUCAUCAUCGGUUCUCUCAUGGCUUAUAACCAUGUCGGCGGUGACACUGCUCACGGGUUGUUCUUUGCGAUCUUGGGAACGCUGUUGUUCAUACCAGGGUUCUACUACACAAGGAUUGCAUAUUAUGCUUACAAGGGUUACAAGGGAUUCUCUUUCUCUAACAUACCUCCAGUUUAGUUUACUUAUUAUAUAUGUAUGUCAUAUUGUUAAGAUGAUCAUAUACCCUUCUCUUGUACAGAUCUCUUUUUUUGUUGAACUUUGUACUUUACUUUCUUUUGUGUCUAAACUAAACCAUAUAUACUGCUACUUGCUACUACUGUUAGGAUUUGUUCUAUCAAGUGAAUCAUUCUGCUCUGAAAUCGUUAACUAGGACAUGGAUGAAUGGUGAUAGUUUAAGUUUUGCGUGUCAUGUGUAAGCGUGGAUUAAAUGAUAUAGAAGUAUGAUUUGAGGGCUUA